Messenger RNA from Pseudozyma hubeiensis SY62, 2535 nucleotides. Its product is annotated as ankyrin repeat-containing protein. NCBI's taxonomy places the organism in Eukaryota, Fungi, Basidiomycota, Ustilaginomycetes, Ustilaginales, Ustilaginaceae. Gene Ontology annotation, cellular component: Golgi membrane. Gene Ontology annotation, biological process: protein palmitoylation. The transcript has a single exon. The record is from RefSeq and is a predicted model, not a curated record. The coding region runs from base 1 to 2535 and encodes 844 amino acids. Gene Ontology annotation, molecular function: protein binding; palmitoyltransferase activity.
AUGGCUGCGCCCGGAACACCUUUGAACUCAUCGGCGACGCAAGCCGUCGCUGCUUCCACAGUCGACGGCCAAUCCGAUCCGCUCUUUUCCUCCAAAUCCGCCCAACUCAACGGUCACAGCUCGCUGGACACGCACACUAGCGGCAGCAAUGGCCUCGGCAGCCGCGGUCCAAGCCGCGCCAACACUCCUGGACAGGAUCAGAUGCCUCUCACCAUCCACACUGCCGCUCAACGAGGCGAUCUACCCGCCAUCAUGCGCCUCGUCGACUCGGGUCGAGCCACCGUCCACGAUCGCGACGACGACAACAUCACUCCCUUGCACUGGGCCGCCAUCAACGCUCAGCUUGCCACCUGUCGGUACUUGCUAGACCAUGGCGCCGAGGUCGACGCAUUAGGAGGCGACUUGAUAGCGAGCCCUCUGCAGUGGGCGGCGCGAAACGGUCACGUCUACGUACAAGAGCUGCUGUGUUCUCGUGGUGCCGAUCCAACCAUCACCGACUCGCAAGGCUUCAACGCACUCCACCUCACCGUACACUCGAGCGCGGUCAUGCCGCUCGUAUUCAUGCUCCAACAACCGUCGCUCGGAUCGCCAGAAGGUCUCGAUUCAACAGACUCGCAGGGUCACACUGCUCUCAUGUGGGCGGCUUACCAGGGUGAUGCCAUCUCGGUCGACAUCUUGCUCAAACACGGUGCCGAUGUCCACAAACGCGACGGUGCCGGUCUCACUGCUAUGCACUGGGCGGUCGUCAAGGGAAAUCGACUUUGCAUUCGUCUGCUGGCCGAUGCGAAGGCUGAUCUGCUGGCAAAGGAGGAUUCGGGCAAGACACCGAGGGACAUGGCGAUGGAGCUCAAGUCGAUCGGCGCAUAUCGUAAAGCAUUGGCUGAUAUAGGAUUUGAGGAAGACGGGCGCCGCAAGCACAGAACUUUCGGCGCGAGUACGGAUCGAGGUGCAAAGCUGGCAAUCAUGAUCGUCCCCUUUGCCGCGUUGGGCUUCAUCUUUGCAACCUUUGCCGCGCUGCCUUGGUACACCGCAGCACCCUUUGCAGCAGCAGAGUUCUUUGGAAUGCACCACAUUGUGACUCGCGUCAUUCUGGAUCCUCAAGAACACGAUUUUCUCCAGCGAUCAAGCUACUUCCUCGCCAUCGUCUCCGGUUCGAUAGUCUGGGUCGGUUGGGAGUGGGUGCACAAGCUCGCCUCUGGUACACCGGGAUACGCCUCGAACAACUUCUUUUUCGCACUCGCGCUCAUCGUUUGCUCGUGGAACCUCUUCCGUGCCGCCUCCAUCUCACCUGGCUACGCACCACUCGCCCCGUCUGCCCUGCAUCGCCGAGAGAUUGUCACCCAGCUCGCACAACAGGGUCGUCUCAACGGUCAAACUUAUUGCGUCGCCUGCAUGGCACGCAAACCGAUGCGGUCCAAACACUGCAAACUCUGCAAACGCUGCGUUGCACGACACGACCAUCACUGCCCCUGGGUGGCCAAUUGCAUCGGCAUCGAAAACCACCGUCAGUUCCUCCUCUUCGUAGGUGCACUCGUCAUUGGUGUCCUGCAAUUUCUCUACCUCACCAUCGUCUACUACUCGAUCAACGCUCCACCCUACAACCCGCUGCCAGACUCGAGCUUCGAGACGUGCCAUCUGCCAUUCGCUUUCCUGUGCACCGCGACCACCUACGAUCCAUUCUUGCUCGGCGUAGCGCUGUGGGCGGCGUUGCAGUUGACGUGGACGGUGAUCCUGCUGGUCGCACAGGGCUGGCAGAUCGCCACGCAGAUGACGACGUUGGAAGUGUCGAACCUAGGAAGGUUCGGGUUCAUGGGGGGCAAAGGUGGUCAGAGCUAUGCUGGACAGACGAACUUCAUCGCGCAGCAUUCGGCACGUGGUCAACCUGCCGGAGGGGCCAGUGAUAGAUUGCAAGGGAUUCAGAAACAAUUUGGCGGGGAGAAUGCGCAGAUUGACGUGAAUCUUGCUACAGAUGAUGCGACGGGGGAGUCGUCAGCGGCAACAACCACGACGACGCAUGGUCAUGCGCAUUCGCAUUCCAAGCUGGGCAUGCUCAAACGUGUCUGCUCUUCUUCCGGUAGCUGGUUGUUGUCCAUCGUAGGGCUGGAUCUGUACACGCGCGGCAAGGCGGGCGAAGGGCUGAAGCGUGCCAGCGGAGCAGCGAAUCCGUUCGACCACGGCUGGUUGUCCAACUGCAAGGACUUCUGGUCCAAAGGUCAGGAUCUCAGCAUCGAUUACGCGACACUGUACGAUUUGCCUGGCGAGAUCAGUCCGGGACACUGCCAGGUGGUUCCGUUCCUGGUGGAUACCGUGACUGCGGGUGGAAGAGGAGGUGGUGGUUGGAGGGAGAGGUAUGCAGGUGCGAGUUAUUCGCUCUUGAGGAGCGGAGAUGCGGACGAUGAUGACGACGAGGAUGCCGUGGGUGGGAAUGGUGGUGGUGGUGGAGGGAGGAGGUGGAGCAUGUGGAGCAAUCUGAAGAAUGCGACGGGUGGUUCGGCGGGCAUCCUGCCGACGACGAAUGGUACGCAUCCCGCUUGA